Messenger RNA from Uloborus diversus, 1473 nucleotides. Its product is annotated as tudor domain-containing 6-like. NCBI's taxonomy places the organism in Eukaryota, Metazoa, Arthropoda, Arachnida, Araneae, Uloboridae. The record is from RefSeq and is a predicted model, not a curated record. The transcript has 2 exons. The coding region runs from base 1 to 1473 and encodes 490 amino acids.
AUGAAAAAUAUUGAAGAUGCUUAUUCUAAUGUUAAUGAUAAUGAACUGAAUCUUAAGGAUUUUGCUAUAAAUUUACCAUGCUGUGCUGUUUUUGAAGAUGAUGGAGCCUGGUACAGGGGGAAAAUACAGAAAGUAAAUAUGACAUCUUGCGAAGUCUUUUUUGUGGAUUACGGAAAUGUAAGUACUGUACCAAAAUCAAAAAUAAAAGUUCUUCUUGACAACCUAGUAAGUUUGCCAGGACAAGCAUUGCGUUGUAAAUCCUACAAUGUUUCUCCAAAAAGUGGUAGCUGGAGUGAUGCUGACAUUGAUGCUUUCACAGAUAUGACAUUAGAUAAAUCAUUUGUUGCACAAUUUGUUGAAUCGGACAAUAAUGGUACAUAUUCUGUAAACUUGGUUAAUAUAGGUAAAUUGCAGGAGGAUGUACUAACUAAGGAAUUUGUUAGCUUAGGCCAUGGGCGUCUUGAAGAUUCCAGCAAAAUUUUAGUUUUGAAACCACAUGCUGCUUCUAGUAAUUUGAGUUUUAAUCCUGUGGACAUCGAUCUGAAUUUAUCUGAAGCUGUUGAAGUUACUUAUGGACUAAAUCCAGGGGAAAUAUAUUGCCAACUUAAAUCUCAAAGUGCAGAUUUUAAAACUAUGAUGGAAAAAUUGCAAAACCACUAUAGUAGAGUAUCAGACCCUGAAAGCCUGAUAGAUAGACCUCAUCCAGGGAUGAUUUGUGUGGCUCAGUUUUUUCAAGAUUCUGCUUGGUAUCGUGCAACAAUAAAGAAAGUUGAGAAGAGUUCAAUAACUGUGUUUUAUGUGGAUUAUGGUAAUAGUGAAGCUGUAGACAAAAAGAAAAUAAGAGCCAUAAUUCAAGAUUUCACCAUCUUGCCAACUCAAGCCAUUAAAUGCCAUCUUAAAGGUAUUAAACCUCCAGGAAAAUCUUGGCAGAUUAAUAGUUCUGUGAGCAAAUAUUAUGAAGGAGAUACCUGGUGUAAAUUUCUCACGAAAGAGAAUGAUUAUUAUGUGGUUGAAAUGACAUGUAAUAAGAAAAAUGUUGUGUUACAGUUGGUACAAGAUGGUUUAGCAUUGUGUGAUGAACCCAUUACCGAAAAAUCAAAGAAAGUCCCUCAAGUCCAAGCCAAUCGAACCAUUGCUUUACCAGACCGAGAACUAAAUUUUGUGCAUGGCCAGUUACUAACAGUGGCUGUAUCCUUUAUAGAAAGCCCUUCAAAAUUUUGGUGUCAGUUGGUUGAUGAAUCGGAUAUCUUGGAUAAUUUGAUGGCUGAUAUUGAAGCUGCUUACCAAGAACCUAAUAUUCCAAUUGUAAAUGUUGCGUCGUUGACUGUCAGUAGUUAUUGUAUGGCAAAAUAUUCUGAAGAUCAAGCUUGGUAUCGUGCACAAAUCAAAUCUUUCUCAUCUCAGAAUGAAUGUGAAGUGUUUUUUAUUGACUAUGGAAAUUCUGAAGUGGUUUCAGGUUCUCAGAAGACUUAG